Pneumocystis carinii B80 is the source of this 955-nucleotide messenger RNA. RefSeq lists its product as hypothetical. Lineage: Eukaryota; Fungi; Ascomycota; Pneumocystomycetes; Pneumocystales; Pneumocystaceae. Bases 46 to 909 code for a protein of 287 amino acids. The transcript is spliced from 3 exons. The record is from RefSeq and is a predicted model, not a curated record.
GGAACUUAUAAUUGUUAAUAUAGUAUAAAUUGAUCAAUUAUUAUUAUGCAUGAAGAUAAAGAAAAUAUUAUUGUAAGAGUAGCACAAACGCCAGUAACAACAGGAGAAAUUUCGGAAAAAACAGGAUAUAUAAGUAAUUUACAGAAACAAGAUGUAGGAUUUUCAACGGCGUCAUUUGUUACACCUCUUGGACCUCGUCAAAUUCUUGGAGGAAAAGAUACAAAUGUUAAAAAUAUGCCUAUUUCAGUGUUAGGAGAAAAAUCAAAGUUAUUAAAUACGAAUUGGCCAAUUAAAAAUAAAUGUUUAUAUACAACAUCAGCAAAAAAAACAGAAAAUAAAUCAAUUCAUAAAUCUUUACAUGAAAAAAAUACUAUUGUUAAUCCUUUUAAACAAAAUGAAUCGAUAUUAAUAGAAAAUCAUGAAAAAGUUGUGGAUCCAGAAUAUAUGCCUCCUAAACCAAAAUGUACAUUGGAAGAAAAUAUUCCUGGAUUUUCGCCUGUCGAUUUAUCAACAUUGCAAUUAUGGCCACUUUAUAAAUCUUAUUUUAAUAGAUUAGACGAUCAGGGUCAUUGUGAAUUAGAAAAAAGUUCUCAGGCUAUUCUUGGUGAUUCCUCUUGGAAAUUAAUUAAUUUCUCGACUCAUCCUUCUGAUACUUCUACUAAAAAAAAAAAUAAAUCCACUACCAAAUUAUAUGGCUAUCAAAAACCAACUCUAUCUUUUCAACAAAAAUCUAAUACAAAUCUUCUAUCUAAUUCUACUCAAAAACCUCAUUUUUCUCUUCUUCAAAAACAAUUCGAUUUAUCUUUAAAUGAUUUCGGUCUAACACAAAACCAUAUCAAUCCUAUUCAUGAUCCUUUGCUUUCCGACAACCCUUUAUUCUCCGAUGAUCCUUUUCCUUUUGAAUUUUAAUUAAUUUAUUCAUUAUUAAUCUUUUUUUAUUAUUCAUCUUUAAUCU